AUGAAGGCCGCGGCGAGUUUCAGGAUUUCAGAUCUUGGUAUCUUGUACUUGCAGUUUUUCAACAAGCUGGAGACAUCCUUCAUGAAAGGCGACUGGAAACUCGCGGAAUAUGUCAAAGCUAGCAUACUUCAGCCUACGGUCAAACAGUACUUCGAGGCCAACCCAAAGAAGACGCCGUACAUGAUCAUUGGGUUCAAAGUCGCUAGAGGCGCCGAAAAUAUCAGGAAGAAACUGCGCGAAGGUGGUGCAGACGCAUCUGUUGGAAUUGAUGGAACCAUGGUUGGCAUUCCGGUCUCAGGAGGUCCCAAAGCUGGUUUCAGCAACACCAAUUCCAAUUCAGUGGGAUUUGGCGGGUCUUCGGACUUCGUAUUUGCGCAUCGUGUGCGGAAAAUAAAGAUCAACUGGAAGACCAUGGAUAUUGAAAGUGAAGAUUACAUUCGUGGAGCAGCAUAUCAUGAAGGAGUAGAAACGUAGUCUACCUUGGACGAGGAGACUGCUCCGGCGGAGAUCGAGUCGGCAGAGCUAGAUGAAGCCGACUUUGGUAUUGCCAUGAAUGUAGAUAGCAUCCCCUUGGAUUGGGCCGUGGCCACGGUCAGAGACGAGCUGGACGAUGGCUAUUGCUUGGUAGUAAAGAUUGAAACUUAGUCGCCCGUCGCCGAACCCGGAAUCAUCUCUGAAACCACC
Messenger RNA from Mytilinidion resinicola, 684 nucleotides. RefSeq lists its product as uncharacterized. The record is from RefSeq and is a predicted model, not a curated record. The transcript has a single exon. Bases 1 to 474 code for a protein of 157 amino acids. Lineage: Eukaryota; Fungi; Ascomycota; Dothideomycetes; Mytilinidiales; Mytilinidiaceae.